Messenger RNA from Neurospora crassa OR74A, 4433 nucleotides. RefSeq names its product hir-1. The transcript is spliced from 4 exons. The record is from RefSeq and is a predicted model, not a curated record. Gene Ontology annotation, cellular component: nucleus; HIR complex. Gene Ontology annotation, molecular function: nucleosome binding; protein binding. NCBI's taxonomy places the organism in Eukaryota, Fungi, Ascomycota, Sordariomycetes, Sordariales, Sordariaceae. Gene Ontology annotation, biological process: chromatin remodeling; DNA-templated transcription; regulation of DNA-templated transcription. Bases 268 to 3375 code for a protein of 1035 amino acids.
CUGGACGGGCGGAACGAAGAGCAGCCCCAGGCGGCCGGGGCAACAACUACCUAACUGCCUGACGCGGCGCGGGCAAUCCAUCGUCCCCGUUGCCCGUCGCGCAUCCCAAUCAGAAUCCCUCCAUUCCACCUAUUUCCACUACAGUACCACCUUCACAAACAAAAAAGUUGGCCGGCCGUUGUUGUCUUUGCUCGGACAACUCCCCUGGACUGACGGCGUCGCACCCGACAUGAAUACACCAUAUCGGUUGAGAGACUCGAUCCAAACAUGCAUCUUAUCAAGCCUUCAUGGCUAAGCCAUAGUGGCGAACAAAAGGACUUUGAAGUGUACAGCUGCCACGUCUCUCCCGACGGCAAGAGACUGGCUACCGCCGGCGGAGAUGGCCAUGUGCGCGUCUGGUCCGUCGAGGCCAUCUUCAACUCCCAUGACAGAAACUACACGAAACCCCGGCAGCUCUGCCACAUGAGCCACCAUCUCGGAACCAUCCAUUCCGUUCGCUUCUCACCCAACGGCCGCUAUCUCGCUUCCGGUGCCGACGACAAGAUCAUCUGCAUCUACCAUCUCGACAGCAACCCGCCAUCUCACACAUCCACCUUUGGUACGAACGAACCGCCCCCAGUCGAGAACUGGAAGACGUAUAAGCGACUAGUUGGCCACGACAACGAUGUGCAAGACCUCGCCUGGUCCCCUGACAACUCGCUCCUCGUGUCCGUCGGUCUCGAUUCCAAGAUUGUCGUGUGGUCUGGGCAUACGUUUGAGAAACUCAAGACGCUGGCGGUACAUCAAAGUCACGUCAAAGGCAUUACGUUCGAUCCGGCCAACAAGUUCUUUGCCACGGCAAGCGAUGACAGGACCAUCAAGAUCUUCCGCUACACCGCGCCAGCGCCAAACGCAACCCAGCACGACAUGGUCAACAACUUCAUCCUGGAAACCUCGAUUAGCGUCCCGUUCAAGCACUCGCCGCUGACGACAUACUUCCGGAGGUGCAGCUGGUCUCCUGACGGUAACCACAUCGCUGCGGCCAAUGCAGUCAACGGCCCCGUUAGCAGUAUUGCUAUCAUAGAGCGGACUGGCUGGGACAGCGAGAUCAACUUGAUUGGACAUGAAGCCCCUACUGAGGUCUGCAUGUUUUCACCUCGCUUGUUCUAUACCCAGAAACCAGACGAAAACUCAAACGCCAAUGGCGCUGCCUCUCCCGGCUUGGUAACAGUCAUUGCGUCUGCCGGACAAGAUAAAACCCUGACUAUCUGGAACACAAACACAUCUCGGCCAGUCCUGAUAGUCCAGGACAUAGCGUCCAAAUCAGUUUCCGAUCUCGCUUGGACUCCAGAUGGUCAGACAGUCUUCGCUGCUAGUCUAGAUGGUGGUGUGAUUGCUGCCCAAUUCGAGACGGGAGAGCUUGGAUGGGUAGCGAAAUCAGAAGAAAAUGACAAGGCCUUGCAAAAGUACGGCGGAUCCAGAAAGGGAAUGGGGACUGCCGAAGAUGUUGACGGUCUUCACCUAGAGAAUCACAGCAAGGAGAAAGAAUUGCGAGGAGCUGAAUCAAGAAUGGGUGCGUUGAUGGGGGAUCCAGGUCCUGCGCAAAAGGAAACCGCCACUACAACCAAUGGCGUCAAGCCAGCAGGAAAGGCUGCCGAUACAAACGGUACAACAACCCCAGCUCCCCCAGAGAAGCCCGAGGAGGAAAGCGCCGAUAAGACGGCCGAACGAAUUGCCGAGCUGAAAUCGCGCGUUACGAUCACAAAGGAUGGCAAGAAGAGAGUUGCGCCUUUGCUCGUUUCAUCAUCCGGAACAGGCUUAUCAUCUUUACCGCAGGCACAGCUGGUUGGCGCAAGCUCGACAAAACCGGUUCAAAACGACAACCCCCAAACGAUAUUGGAUCUCUCAAAACCAUAUGACGGUCUACCUCGGGGCGGUAUUGCGGCGAUGCUACUGGGAAACAAGAGAAAGGCAGUUAUCGUGGAGGAUGAGGAGGAGGAGGAGCCUUCUGCCAAACGCUCAGCUACUGGUCCUGUCCCUAUAGUAGUAAAUGGGGUUGAGGGUCUGGAGCCAGCGCCUCUUUCAGCACCCGCUCAUGGCCUUGUGCCUACCCCUGAAUUCCUGCGACCCGCCGUCAUUAGCCCCAACAUUGCCUACUCUCAGGUCAGGCUGGCUGUCCCCAAGAUUCGAUCGCACAUUCUUCGACCGCUUGAAAGGGGCGUUCUACAAGAGGAGACCAGCCUAGAAGACGCGACAAAGGUUCCAGAGAACAUUGUUCUGGAGGCGAAAAAUCCUGCGCAUAUUCGCGAACCCGCACGUAUCACUGCCACUAAACGUGGUGCCCUGCUAUGGCAGGAUUUCUUACCCCGUGCCAUUAUCCUGGUUGCUGGAAGCAAGCAUUUCUGGGCUGCGGCAUGUGAGGAUGGAACACUUCACACAUGGAGCCCGGCGGGACGUAGGCUUAUGAAUGCCAUCAUGCUGGAGUCACAGCCUGUCAUUCUCGAAGCAAGAGAUUCGUGGUUGCUUUGCGUUACCGCAGUUGGUCUAUGCCAUGUCUACAACAUCAAGACGAUGUCGUCACCUCACCCACCUGUUUCUCUAGCUCCCAUCCUCGACGUUGCAAUGACCUCUCUGUCACCUCACGGCGCAACUCCAGCGCCUGGUGUGACAUCUGCUCAUCUGAACAGUUCUGGUGUCAUUGUUGUGACUUUGAGCAACGGAGACGGCUUCUAUUAUUCAACGAGCUUGUACGCUUGGCAACGGCUGUCAGAAUCUUGGUGGGCCGUGGGAAGCCAGUACUGGAACAGCAACGACUCUUCAGUCAGCGCGCUACAGACAACAGCUGUGGGCCCGGUUUCGGGAGCUAAGAACGGGGAAGGAGAGACCAACGUCUCGGCCGGAAUCAUCCCAUACCUCGAACGCCAUACCACGACUGAAUUCCUGCUCAAAGGCCGGGCCUACACACUCCAGCGCCUUGUCAAGGCCCUCUUGGCAAGAGACGGGUUUGAGAACUUCGAAAGCAGUGUCAGCAUUGCUCACCUUGAGAACCGCAUUGCGGGUGCUUUUGCCUUGGGCGCACGGGAAGAGUUCAGGCUCUACCUUUUCAUGUACGCCAAAAGGAUCGGGGCCGAAAAUCAAAAGACCAAGGUUGAGGAGCUACUGAAUAGCCUGAUCGGAGGCGUUUUGCGAGACGCAGAUGAUGGAGAGGGUUGGUUUAGCAAGCAGGACAAGCUUUGCGGGUGGGACCGCAAGGACCUUCUACAGGGUGUUGUCCUAAUCUUGGGCAAAUUCCGCGAUCUCCACCGGUUGACUGUGCAAUACGCUAGAAUAUUGGACAUGACUUUGGGUGACGAGGAGAAGGAAACCACCGAUGAGGGCAUGGAGGUGGAGGACUAGGCGUCUAGCCUCGUGUCUGACUUGGUUGGGCCCUGCCCCUCGGUUGUGCAGCCCAAGCACAUCACUGCCAUCAGUUCAACCACCUCCCUGUCUGGUGGCACCGGAGUCGAAGAUCAACAAAGGACCAGGACGCCCAGGGGUCCAAAGACCCCCCACAAGGGGACAGGUCCCAAAGCAAAGUCCCCUAUAGUCACCCGUUCUGCCUCAAAACUUAAGGGUUCAUCUGGCGGAUGAAGGACCAGGUAUCUUCGUCGUAAGCGCCAGCUCUAUACAAUGGGUAUGACAAAACUUUCCAACAUGGGGGAUCCCACACAGGCCUGUGCUGUAUGCACUGGAAAUACAAGGCGAUGGUUGCUUUGCGGCAAGAGCAAACGAAGCGGGGGGGAACUGAUAGAACCAAGGGCUACUCCAUGCGAGACUUCGUAUAUACUGUUGCCAACUAACAAGCGACGCACUCUUGCCCCCAUAACGUGGAAGAGGCAGGCAUUCAAACAAGGAAAGCGAACCACCAAAUAGCUUCUCAAGCCCCCUAUGCCAACAAACCAAAAACAUAAUCUUCACAUCUUUCGCCUGUCAGAUGAUCAAAAGGGUCAAAUCUGUAUUGAUUUAUGGUUCGGGAGGCCUUUACUACAUUUCGGCGUUAACAGGAGGUUUAUGCAGGAGAUAGCAACGUGAUGCAUUACCAUCAAACAAAUAGACAGCGUACGCGGGUAUUGAGAUCACCUGUUAAGAAUUCUGCGCUCUGAAAGUAUUAUUGAUCUCCAUGUGAGCAUCUGGCAACAUCUCGGCUAUCGGCGAAGCAUAAGAAAGGCGUAACUUGUGGCAUGACUGGAAAUACGAUGAUGGUGUCGGGCUGACCCACGCCGUGGUUGACAAACGGCGUAGGAGUGUAGCAUCACAUUCCUCACACCUUGGUGAAGCGGGGGAGGAGAAUGGAACAGCGCCUUCGUUUCGUAAAUUUGGAUUCUCCCUCCUAUAAGACAAAUAGGGGUAGUGUCAUCCAAAAUCCCAAAUAUCGUACUUGACGAAGACGUACAAAAGCCACGCGAAGAAGAAAU